AUGAAGUCUUACACUGUCGCCGCCGCCAUUGCCGGCUUUGCCUCUUCCGUCGCCGCUCACGGCUUCAUCAGCGAGCCUGCUCCUCGUAUGCCCGGCGAGGGCCUCAAGGCUGCUUGCGGUGACCAGGUCUACAACACCCAGUCCUCGGACAACUACGGAAACGUUCAGGGUGCCCUCCAGAACCUCCAGGGCGACCACCCCGACUGCCGCAUGUGGCAAUGCAAGGGUGUUCCGUUCUCUGAUGCUGGCGAGAUCUUCGAGUACACCGCUGGCCAGGUUAUCCCCAUGAAGGUCGAGAUCCGUGCUCCCCACGAUGGUGUUGCCAACGUUUCCAUCGUCAACAUCGCCACUGACAAGGUCAUCGGCGAGCCUCUCAUCAGCUGGGACGAGUACGCCCUGACCUCCUCUCCCUUGUCUCAGCACCCUGACUGGACCUCUUUCGACAUCACCAUGCCCGAUGUCAGCGCCGAGUGCGCCAACAAGGGUGACUGUGUUAUUCAGUGGUUCUGGGACGCUCCCUCAAUCGACCAGACCUACGAGUCUUGCAUUGACUUCACCAUGGGUGGUGGCUCCGGCAGUGGGUCUGCUCCCGCUCCCUCAGCCUCUGCUAAGCCCAGCGCGUCUGCUUCCCCCGUCGCUUCUUCCGCUCCGGCUGCCAGCUCUGCUGCCCCCUCCAGCACCGUCCCUGAGGCCACCCCCACCCCUACUGCCGCUGAGGAGGUCGCUACCCCUGUCGCCACUGGUGGUUCCGGCUCUGGCUCCGACUCCAGCCUCCCUGAGUCUUUCACCAUCGACACCUUCAUCACCUGGCUCCGCGCCAAUGCCGGCACUGGUGUCGCUGACAAGGUCCGCCGCAUGGUAGCUGCCCAGCGCGCUCACCCCCGUGCUUUCCGCGUCUAA
Molecule: messenger RNA, 900 nt
Organism: Alternaria atra
Lineage: Eukaryota; Fungi; Ascomycota; Dothideomycetes; Pleosporales; Pleosporaceae
Exons: 1
Coding region: 1-900 (299 amino acids)
Source: RefSeq, a predicted model, not a curated record